GUUGAUCUUAGUUCAUGCUAAAAAAACCUGGAGUGCGAUAGAUAAAUUGGUGUUGUCACUUGAGGCUUUUUCAACCAACAUGCUGUCAUUCCUGACUCUCUUCCAAAUCAAAUCUGAUGCAUGGAUGGCUGUGUUACUCACAUUUUUCCCCACCCGUUCAUGUUGAUCCAUCUUUAUUUUCGUGUAUUCCCUAACAUAGCAAUCUUCAAAAUCAAACUACAAAGUUCUUCAGCACGCAAGGCAGAGCUAGAGACAUCUCCAAGUCACACAGCUUUCCACCUGCUCUUCAGCUUACCUAAAAAGCAACGACCUUCAACCUCCUAGAUUCAUUACAACUCAACUCGAUUGGUCUCUUUCGAAACCACAACAAAAGAAACAAAAUGGGCAACGUCUGCUGCAGUGAGCGUGACAACAAGGCCAAGAGUGGGGCCGCCGGUGUCUUCACGACUGGUCGUGAAACCACCGUAGCCGAGCGUGGAUUUGAAGAGGGAUGGUACUUUCUUAUUCUCUUCCCUACAACCUCCGUGCUAGCUGCACAUGGAUUCGAACAAGACACUUUACUAGCACUAGUGGUAGUCCUAGUAGAGUUUUGAAAUUCUUGUUGUCCUAGUAUUGUCGCAUUUAUUCCAACUAAACACCAACAACCAAGGUACCGCGCUUCCGCUAUGCCUGGUGCCCCGGGACAGAAGGGCGCAGGAGCUCAGAAGAAGCACGCGCCGGUUCCGGAACGUACUUACAAGACUACAGCUGCCGAACGUGGCUUCGAGUCCGGUUGGUAUCGUGAGAGCAACAUGGGUGGUCAGGUGUAAGAAUGCUCAGUAACUGAGUUGUAAGAAUAAAGUCUCCUUUCUUCAAGAAAGAAUUUAAGAAAGUCAAUAAAAUGCAUGCUUGAGCUCGCGAACAUCAAGACGUCGGAAGUGAUAUGAUGAGAAGUUUUUGAAUUCAGGUUUUGAUUGUACUCGGGUUUUAAAGAAGUGACAAGGACGAGGGGGGAGGAGAUUACGAUGAUGAAUGGUUAUAAUAUACCCUACUAGGAAUCAUCCAGCAGCCAGUCCAUGAAUUUGUCACGCAUAGUGAUGGACGGGCAACUACAAACAUAACGAUAAUUAAGGAUCAUAAUUAAUGAUGUAGACUACUUUUUUUUUCAGAUUUGUCUUCCAUCUUCGAUGGCAUAUCGUGGAGUUUACUUCACGGCGAACUGAAGCAACUAAUGGAAAGCAAAGCGAAGUAAAGAUUUUAUUCUGCUCUUGAAUCAAUGUUUGUAGGACUCAGUUUUGUAGUGAGUCCUCAUCGUUAGUUGUAUAAUUCUUCGAAGAUAGACACCAUCUGGAUAGAAUGAGUUACUAGAACAACAUUCGCAUAGAAGCAUACUGUUUUCCUAAUUUCAAGAAUUUUCAACGCAUAUAAAGGCACGCAAAAAAUGAAAAAGAAAAACCUCAGUGUAGUAGACUUCUAGAGCCAAAGGCAAUAAAACAGUUCAAUAUCGCACAACCAAAAGGGCAUUGAUUGAAUUUGAAGGAGGACAAGCACCUUGAGGUAUUUUGUACUACUACCCCGCGCAACAUUGAGGCAUACGUCUGAGGCAAUUCAAUCAUUAGAUGUCCACGAAAAUGGUCCACUUCCACAAUGUGCUUUGCUGAUUCUGCGCACAAAAAACCUGCAGUAAGUACGAACAGCAACG
This is a messenger RNA of Amoebophrya sp. A25, 1681 nucleotides long. NCBI's taxonomy places the organism in Eukaryota, Dinophyceae, Syndiniales, Amoebophryaceae. The record is from the annotation of a GenBank genome assembly.